UUUUCCCGCCCUAAUCGUCAAAGAUUUAUAUACGCCCACCCUGUCUCCCCACUUUCUCAACAGCGGCCAUCUCAAAAUUAGGGCUUAGGGUUUUGCGCUGAGCACCAGCGGAUCGAGAUGGAAACCCUAAUUCCCGAGCUCUCCCGCCUCCUGAAAGAAACCCUAAGCCCAGACCAAACCCUAGUCUCGUCCGCCGCCGACGGCCUCGAUCGCCUCUCCGAACUCCCUCGUUUCCCCUUCGCUCUCCUCUCCAUAGCCACAGGAAGUGAUAGCCAAGGGAUAAAGCUAGCUGCAGCUACAUAUUUGAAGAACUUCACUAGAUGCCAUGUUGAAGGAAAGCCAUCUACAUCUGAUCUCCACAUUGAGUUCCGUGAUCAACUUGCUCAAGCUUUACUUCAAGUGGAACCUGUGGUUCUGAAACUGUUGACUGAAGCGUUUCGUCCAAUCAUCGUUAAUGACUUUGUAAGGGAGAAUUCAUGGCCUGAUUUUGUACCUAAACUGAAGUCAGCGAUCGAAAGCAGUAAUCUUAUUAGUCAAGAUGCAAAUUCCCAGUGGAGCACCAUUAAUGCUCUUAAUGUUCUUCAGACAAUUGUUAAACCCUUCCAGUACUUUUUGAAUCCAAAAGUACCAAAGGAGCCCGUACCUUUGCAGUUGGAGCUAAUAGCUAAAGAUAUUCUUGUGCCUUUGCAAGCUUCUUUCCAUCAUUUUGUUGAUAAGGCGCUAUCAUGCCAAAACGAUCUUGGACUAGAAGUUGAGCAAGUUUUCCUUAUAUUUUGCAAAUGCAUGCAUUUUACUGUUAGGUCCUAUAUGCCCUCUGCAUUGUGUCCUCUGUUAUCUUCUUUUUGUGGAGAUCUGUUCCGGAUUCUGGAUUCGUUGAGGUUGACUUCUGCUCCUUCCGGAAGUCGAGACUUGAUCAGACUGAAGACUGCAAAAAGAAGUUUAACAAUCUUCUGUUCUUUGGUAACUCGGCAUAGAAAGCAUUCUCACAAGUUAUUGCCAAGCAUCAUAAAUUGUGCUAUCAGAAUUACCAAGAUGAGCCCUAAUGUUAGUAUGUUGGAACCUUUGUCAGAGCGGAUUAUUUCACUGGCUUUUGAUGUAAUCUCACAUGUAUUGGAAACAGGCCCUGGAUGGAGACUUGUAUCACCACACUUUUCUUCGCUUUUGAAUUCUGCUAUCUUUCCUGCAUUGACAUUAAACAAAAAGGACAUAUCUGAUUGGGAAGAAGAUGCUGAAGAAUAUAUACGAAAGAAUCUUCCUUCUGAGCUUGAUGAAAUCUCAGGAUGGUCUGAAAACUUAUUUACUGCUAGGAAAAGUGCAAUUAAUUUACUUGGUGUUAUUGCGAUGUCAAAGGGUCCACCUGUUGCAUCUGCAGUUUCUAAACGGAAGAAAAUUGACAAAAGUAAAAGAAAAGAGCAUCAAAGCUCUAUAGGAGAGUUAUUGGUGAUUCCCUUUUUAUCAAAGUUUCCCGUACCGUCAGAUGGAAAUGAGCCAUCAUCUAAGACAUUGCAGGAUUACUAUGGCGUUUUAAUGGCAUAUGGAGGCCUCCAAGAUUUCUUAAAUGAAAGAAACCCUGAUUAUACAUCUAUGUUGGUUCAAAAUCGAGUGCUUCCGCUUUAUUCACUGUGUUCAUGCUCUCCGUAUUUGAUGGCUACAGCAAAUUGGGUACUUGGUGCACUUGCAUCCUGUCUUCCUGAGGCUCUAAGUGCUGAUAUUUAUAAUUCAUUGAUGAAAGCAUUGGCCACACCAGACAUGGGAGAUGUUAAUUGUUAUCCUGUUCGCGUUGCUGCUGCUGGGGCCAUUGCUGAACUUCUUGAAAAUGAUUACACUCCCCCUGACUGGCUCUCCCUCUUGCAAGUCUUAGUUAACAGGAUAGAUAGUGGAGAUGAAAAUGAGUCAUCUCUAUUAUUUCAGCUUCUUGGCACAGUGAUUGAGUCUGCAGAAGAGAAGGUUGCUAAUCAUAUCCCAUUGAUUGUCUCCAGUGUUGCAGGUGUUAUUUCAAAGAACAUACCCCUCAUAUCAGAACCUUGGCCCCAGGUUGUUGAACGCGGCUUUACUGCUUUAGCAUCUACAGUGCAAAUAUGGGAGGAUUAUGUACUAGAUGAUAUUCAGCAACAGAACAACACAGAUUAUAUGUCUAGCUGUGCUUCAAUUGCUAGAAUAUUUUCAAGUUUGUUGCAGCAGGCUUGGCUGCUGCAACUAGAUUCAAUGGAGGAAACUAGUUCUAGUAUAUUACCGGCUUCGUCAGGUGUAGAUGAUGCUUCUCGUCUGCUUGGAUUUAUCAUGCGGUCUGUGAAGUCAAUGGAUAAAGUUGUAGAACUCAAAUUAAGAGAGUUAUUGGCAGUAUGGGCCAGCAUCAUUGCAGAUUGGCAAGCUUGGGAAGAGAUGGAGGAUUUGGCAAUUUUUAGUUCUAUCCAGGAAGCCGUCAAUUUACACAGACGAUGUGACUACAACAAUUUCUUCAUCGAGAGAGUGGCCUCUCAAAAUUCGUCUAAUGGCUUUAUGUGUUCCAUUAUUGAAGGCAUUUCAGCUUUUGUGAGUGCAGGAAUUAAUGCAUAUCCAUCUGCUGCCAGGAGGGCUUGUUCAUGUGUACAUGCACUAUUACAUGUUCCAAGGUUCUCAGUUGAGGCAGAGAGUAUCAGGCAGUCAAUAGCAGUUGCAUUCACAGUUUCUGCAUUCUCACGUUGUCGAGAUAUCCUACAGGAAAAUAACAAGAGAAGUGGGUUGUGUAAAUCCCUUAUCCUGGCUAUUUCAUCAUGCUAUAUAUUAUACCCUGAGAACAUUGAACGUGUUUUGGAGAAGGAAGAGGAUAAAGGCUUCAUACUUUGGUUAACAGCUCUAGCAGAUUUAUCAACAAGCUUCUCUGAAUCUGGUCUGUCAGAGUCUGAGAUCAAGUUAGCUGUGAUAACAUUGACAAAGGUGGUGGAGCAUCUGUUGCAAUACCCUUCAGAUAGAGAUGAUGAAGUUCUGCAUAAAUGUUUUGUUUCUUUAAUUGAGGCAACCAUUCAUCUGAAAGAAGUUCAGGAGAAUGAUAGAGCUUCAGAUGAAGAUAUUGAUAAUGGUGGUGAUGAUGAUAAUGACAAUGAAGAAGAGUCUGACUAUGAUGAGGAUUCCGAGGAUGAGGAGCUUGAAGAGACCGAAGAAGAGUUCUUGGAUAGAUAUGCAAAAGUAGCUGCUGACUUGGAGGACAACAUGGUUGAAGAAGGAGACUUGGAAGAUGAAGAACAUGAGCUUGAUUUAGGUCCAUUUGAGGAAAUCGACAUACAAACAACCAUAUUAGAUUUCAUAAGUAGGCACCAUCAAAUCCUUUUGAGGGAUAAAGUGCUCCCGCCUAAUAUUGUCACAGGAUUUGUCAACAGCUUUCCUCAGUGUAGCUUCUUAUUCCAGGCCUCUUAAUUGAAACAAGUGUUUAUUUGUUGCUCUUAAGUUGUUGAAUUUGAUAUUGCGCAUCAUUCUUGUGCGAUAAUUUUUUUUUAAAGUUGUGUUAUGUAAUCUUGCAGUUAAAUGUUAAUCAUUGGUGAAUUCCUUCAGAUAGUGUGAAGUAUUAGGUGCCGUCUUACGGGGCCCUGUAAAGAACUUAAUACAGAAAUCUUUGCAAGGACUUCGUAAAAUUUGCGACCUUAUGAAUAUACACAGAUUUGCUUGGUGUGAUAUUAA
This is a messenger RNA of Asparagus officinalis (garden asparagus), 3654 nucleotides long. Its product is annotated as importin beta-like SAD2 homolog. NCBI's taxonomy places the organism in Eukaryota, Viridiplantae, Streptophyta, Magnoliopsida, Asparagales, Asparagaceae. The coding region runs from base 118 to 3393 and encodes 1091 amino acids. Gene Ontology annotation, cellular component: nuclear envelope; cytosol. The record is from RefSeq and is a predicted model, not a curated record. The transcript has 21 exons. Gene Ontology annotation, biological process: protein import into nucleus. Gene Ontology annotation, molecular function: small GTPase binding.